Molecule: messenger RNA, 5304 nt
Organism: Girardinichthys multiradiatus
Lineage: Eukaryota; Metazoa; Chordata; Actinopteri; Cyprinodontiformes; Goodeidae
Gene: tut7
Product: terminal uridylyl transferase 7
Exons: 28
Coding region: 95-4000 (1301 amino acids)
Molecular function (GO): RNA uridylyltransferase activity; zinc ion binding; nucleic acid binding
Source: RefSeq, a predicted model, not a curated record
UUAUUGUAUUGCUUUUCUUUGCACAUUGGUGCAUCACAACAACAAAUCUGGACUACUAUUACAUUUCAUCCUGCAGUUUUAGCAAAAGUGAAUAAUGGAAAACUCAGGCAGACCCUGUAGGGCUAAGCAAAGAGCCUGGGAGAGGGGAGCUACAGCAGCAGACAAGGAAGAAAGUUGGAAAAUGCAAGACCAGGUUCGUGGACAUAAUUCAACAUCGGAGGGAGGACAGCAGGGCAAGAAGGGAGGCCUGGGACCCCUGGGCUACUUGCCUGUUGGAUUUAGAAGUGGCCAAAGCCCCGCUCAGACCGACGACCUCCGAUGGUUUUCAGGCCCAGUGAACAGCGAUUUGAGUCAGGAGGAUAUUUGGAGAGGGCAUUCACAGCAGCAGUCCUGGAGGAGGAGAGCCCAGGUAGAAAGUCCAAAUGAGGACGGAGCGUACAGUAGGAGAGAGGACACAGAUGACAUUGCCCAUAAACCUGGAAGAAGACGGAGGAAGAGAAACAAGAAGAAAGCUUUGGCUGAAGAGUAUAAGGGCUUUGAAAUUGAAGAGUCCAGAGUCUCAGUUCAAGAGCUCCAAACUAUACGGCAAGCAGAGAGAAAACUUAAACAAGACGGGAUACACCCCCUUAGAAAGAAUUCUCAUAGCAAUCCUGGAGCUCUUUACACCUGCACUUUGUGUGAUAUUCUCCUGGAGUCAAUACCUCAUGCUUUCAAACACAUCAGAGACAAACGGCACAAGAAGAGGGUUCGGGAGAAACAAGAGCAGCUGAUGCUAGGUGAGAUCACACCUCCAGGUCCCGAGCACAUCUGUGCAGUGACUGAAGCUCUAAAGGCCGUUGUCCAGGAGCAUGGGAUGAAUGACCAGGAUGUUUUGAGGAGGGAGAGUGUUGUUUCCAUCAUGCAAGACCUUCUGAUUUCCAUCCUGCCAGAAAUAAAGCUCAGGCUUUAUGGCUCAUCUUGCACAAAGUUUGGAUUUAAGGAUUCCGAUGUCAACAUUGACAUUCAGUACCCACCUCACAUGCAUCAGCCAGAUGUCUUGUUGGUGGUUAAGGACACCCUCUCUGUGAGCCCUCUUUUUCUCAAUAUGGAAGCUGACUUUCAUGCCAGGGUGCCUGUGGUCAUCUGUAAAGAAAGAAAGAGUGGUUUAAUCUGCAAAGUGAGCGCUGGGAAUGAAAAUGCUUUCCAGACCACCUCCUACCUGUCUGCCCUUGCCAAUUCAGACAAUCUUCUCCUCCCGCUGGUCUUAGGCCUCAGACGUUGGGCACAGAUCUGUGAAAUCGACCGUCCCGAAGAAGGGGGGUUGCCUCCAUAUGUGUUUGCCCUCAUGGUUAUCUUCUACUUGCAGAAGCGUAAAGAGCCUCUCUUGCCUACUUAUCUGAACCAGGGGAUUAAGGUGUUUUCACUGAGUAGGCUGUCAGCCUUCAAUCUCACACAUACUGAUGACGGGUACAUCCACUGGACCUACAUCGCCCCUUCCUCCAAAGAAUCCUCCCUGGCAGCAGAGAGCUCCACUAUAAAGGGAAAGGUACCACUGGUGUUUCAGAGCACCCGUCCGGCGGUGGAAGUUGGGCUCCUCUGGAUAGAAAUGCUUCGCUUCUAUUCGCUGGAAUUCAUCAUGGCUGACAACGUGAUCGGUGUGCGAACCAAUGCUGUCCUCUCUCGAGAGAUGAAAGACUGGCCAAAGAAACGCAUUGCUAUCGAAGACCCGUUUGCUGUAAAGAGAAACGUGGCCCGCACUGUGAACAGCCAGCAAAUGUUUGACUACAUCCUCCACUGCCUCAAGACCACAUAUAAGUACUUUGCUCUUCCGCUCAAUACGUCCGCUGUUAACCACAGAGGAGAAGCCAAGCGGGGCCAAGACCAAGGAGCCAACACUGAGGCUUUCAGUGGCCUGUCCAAUUUCAGUCAGCUCUCCCUUCAGUCCCAACGUGCAAGUCAAGCUCAGGCUGCAGAUGACGGCGCAGAUGACUCUGAUUGCAUCAUUGAAGAAGAAGAGGAAGUUGAGGAAUGCAGUGACUCUGACGAAGAGAAGGAGAAGGAAAAGGCAGACCCGGGAAAAAGCAGUUUCUCAGAAGAUGAGGAUGAGGAAGAGCAGGAUGACGAUCUGGAUGUCGAUAUUCAGACGCAUGAUCGACAGCAUUUGGACAGCUUCACAACAGAGGAUGAAGAUAUUUUCCCAGUUGAUGAGAUUUCAGGGGAGGAACUUCUGUCUGACGAGGAGGCCCCGGAUUUGGACACACCUGGUUCUCUGGAUGAGGAAGAGGAGCUGGCACAUGUCAGGCUUUCACCUUCAUCUUCAAAGAGUAGAACUGAAAAUGAAGGUACUAAAAAUAAAAACCAACAGCAAAGCCCAUUGGCUUAUGAGUUCACCAAGCAAGCUUUUACCAAAGGAAAGUCGCACACGGUGGUGUGUAGCUUGUGCAAACGUGAUGGACAUCUGAAGAAAGACUGUCCGGAGGAUUUUAAGAAAGUGGAGCUGGACCCUCUGCCCCCGUUAAAACCAGACUUUCUCCGUGUCCUCAACAGAGUUUGUGAACAAUGCUACAGCGACUUUGCCCCUGAUGACCUGGAAAACGGUGUAAGAGAGCUCAUCCUUCAAGACUUGGAGAGCUUUGUUAGACGACAGUUUGCUGGUGCUCGGCUACAACUGUUUGGAUCAUCCAAAAAUGGUUUUGGCUUCAGACAGAGUGAUCUCGACAUCUGCAUGGUUUUGGAGGGAAAGGAAACCAUAGAUGAUUUUGACUGCAUUAACAUCAUUAAAGGCCUGGCAAGACAGCUGAAGAAACACCCAGGUCUGAAGAACAUCCUUCCCAUCACCACAGCUAAAGUACCCAUUGUAAAAUUUUACCAUAUUCGCACUGGCUUGGAGGGAGACAUCAGCCUCUACAACACACUGGCCCUUCAUAACACACGCCUGCUAGCAUCAUAUGCUGCCAUAGACAGAAGAGUGAAGAUCCUCUGUUAUAUAAUGAAGGUUUUCGCAAAGAUGUGCGAUAUUGGAGAUGCUUCACGUGGCAGCCUCUCAUCCUAUGCCUACACUCUCAUGGUGCUAUUCUUCCUUCAGCAGAGAAACCCACCAGUCAUCCCUGUGCUGCAAGAGAUUUAUGAUGGAAAAACGAAGCCGGAAGUGCUUGUUGAUGGCUGGAAUGUGUAUUUCUUUGAUGAUUUAAAAACUCUGCCUCGUCAAUGGCCACAGUAUGGAAAGAACACGGAGACCGUGGGGGAGCUCUGGCUCGGCCUGCUCCGCUUCUACACAGAGGACUUUGACUUUAGAGAGCAUGUUGUUUGUAUCCGACAGCAUGCCCGCCUCACCACGUUCAACAAACAGUGGACGUCCAAGUACAUUGUUAUUGAAGACCCAUUUGACCUGAAUCAUAAUUUGGGUGCUGGUCUCUCCAGGAGAAUGACAAACUUUAUCAUGAAGGCGUUCAUCAAUGGAAGAAGAUUGUUUGGCACACCCGUGACAGUUGUACCACCAGUGUAUCCCAGUGAAAUGGAGUAUUUCUUUGACCCAGACGUUCUGACUGAGGGAGAAGUCGCUCCCAACGAUCGCUGCUGCCGCGUCUGUGGCAAGAUCGGACACUUUUUGAAAGACUGCCCCAUGCGGAACAAACCCAGGCACAGACGGGAUUCGGAGAACAGGCCAGAGCACUUUCAGGAUUCAGCCGAGGAGUUCAUGGAUCCAGUCAGGUACAAGAAUGAACACUGGAAGAAAAGAGAUGCACUGGAGAUGCGCUGCUGCUUCCUGUGUGGAUCAAGCGCCCACAUCAAGAAGGACUGUCACCUUUACAGAAGCCCCGCAGGUAAUGUGAAAAUGGAAAACCUUACAUCCUCCUCAUCAGGCCACCUUAAACAUUUAAGAGAAAAGGAGAACCAGGGCUCAUCUGCACAGGAAGAGAGGAGGAGAAAGAAACAGAAUGUAAUUCUAAGUCCGCAAGCAGGUAGUUUAGCUCGUCGAAAUGUAGGUCGUUCUGGUCCCAGGAAAAGCCCAGAAGAGUGAGGAGGGCCACUGGAUACUCAGAGCACAGGAUUUCUGCUGUUGUCCCGACAGACUGCAUCUCAAAUUCGGGGAAAUCCUUAAAUCUGAAUACUACUGGGCCUUUGGGUGCCCAUUAAAAAGCCAAAGCCUGGACAUCAAGACUUGAAGCCAAAUAGGGCCUUUUAUGUGUGUAUUUCCUCCUCAGAUGAGCUUUUAAAGCUUUUGUUUUAUCAAGACCAGCCAUUACGCAUGUCCAGUGUCUUUGUUUGAAUUCUGUUUUUUAUUAUUAUUCUUUACACCACAGUCCAAUAAUGGUCAUUUCAAAUCCCGUCUCCCCCCAAAUACCCUCAAAAGCUAUUAGGGUAAACAACUAUUAAGGUAUUAUAUAAAGAUGGUGUGUGCUGAAAUGAAUGAAGGAAGGUUGAUGAUCUUUUCUCAUGUCUUCAUUCAGUUUCAAACUAAAAUCACUAUGCUAUAAAAGGUUGCUCAGUUUACGUGGUUCUUGUCUUCUAAAGAUUAAGAUUUUUAUCGGGAUUUAAGAAAGGUUUAAUGAAGAUUUUAUUGGCAGUAUUUUUUUUUUCUGUGGCAGUCUUUUUUUUUCUUUACUACGUAUUUUAAAUCGUUCUGUUUUCUGCUCAGCACUGAGGCCUAUUCAUUUCUGUCCAGCUCAGAAUGCUUCAUUAAGUUUGGCUGGAAAAAUGGCAACAUUUUAUUUUAUUGUUAAAUUGCAAUUUGCUCUCUUCGUUUCACUGCUACACCGUCUCUCAUCUGCCUGCUGGUGUGCACCAGAAGACCGAGGCUCAACUUCCUCCACUGUUUCUCCACACAUGCCUGGAAAUGUUAUGACGGUGCAACAACACGGUAGAGGGAACAAAUUUCACAGCUGCACUGGAAAGGAUUUUUAGAAAAAACACACCAACUGUUCCAGCUGUCUGUAUUACCUCCUGCAAACUCCACAUACACAUAGACCUGAAAAUCUCUUCCCUUUUAUUAUGAUUGCCACAGAUUGUUAGCUGCACUGUGAAGGUUCAACCCCUUCAAUUUGUUUUGCUGCUUGAUUUGUUUUAAAGAUUUCAUUCAUCGUUAAUUAUGGGAAUUCUGCCUUCAUUUUUAGAUUGUUCCUAAAACAAAAAUGAUAUUUGGUUUCAUGGUCAGUUCUAAUUUUAAAGUUUAUUUUAAUGCCAGCCUUCUUCUAUAUGUUUUGAUGGACUCAAAUGAUCAAAGGUUUGAUAUGUAAUUUAGGAAUCCUGAUCCAGGCAGGAAAGGUUUGCUUGCAGUCCAUUUUGUCUGGCAAAAAACAAAUUAAACAUCAAUUUACAACUCUG